Messenger RNA from Protopolystoma xenopodis, 342 nucleotides. The record is from the annotation of a GenBank genome assembly. NCBI's taxonomy places the organism in Eukaryota, Metazoa, Platyhelminthes, Monogenea, Polystomatidea, Polystomatidae.
AUGCACAGUGAAAAACCGCCGGCCAGAGGAUGCGUCAGCCGUUCGGGCUGUAGACCAAUAAGAGUAGAGGGACGAACCGACCAACCAAAGCACAGUGUAGGCCGGGUCUACUCUUGCUUGAUUGGCUCAAUCCCCAACAAGCCCCCUGGCCUCUUCUUAAUGGAGCCAUCAAAAAUCUGGCGCCAUCUCGCUAGCAUGCCUGUCCACAUGUCUAUCUGUAUGCCUGUCUCCCUGUCUCCCUAUCUCCCCUCCGGCUCUGCCGUGGAGGUAUCGUCCUCAUUCGGAUCAGGUGAAGCUUACCUGACCUCCCGGCUGUCUUCUCGCCUGAUCGGCUCGAUCUGA